Hemibagrus wyckioides is the source of this 2257-nucleotide messenger RNA. It is a transcript of the gene erlec1, whose product is annotated as endoplasmic reticulum lectin 1. The coding region runs from base 235 to 1716 and encodes 493 amino acids. Gene Ontology annotation, biological process: endoplasmic reticulum unfolded protein response; retrograde protein transport, ER to cytosol. The record is from RefSeq and is a predicted model, not a curated record. The transcript has 14 exons. Gene Ontology annotation, cellular component: endoplasmic reticulum lumen. Lineage: Eukaryota; Metazoa; Chordata; Actinopteri; Siluriformes; Bagridae.
CCAGUGAAUUGAAUAGGAGAGUCGAAUCCCUGUUCGGCUCGAAUCCCUGCCCCUAGCUUGAGUUAGUUAGCUAGCUAGAUGGUGAGCACUGCUGUUUGACUUCUUCAUGGGUCGGAGCUACAAGUCACUGUUACAGUUAAAGUCUUCUCGUAUCCUCUUUGUGCUCGGUCUGGUUCACUGUCCCAUGUCGCUAUAGCAGAGUGGACAGAGUGGACAGACUGGCUAACCGGAGCCAUGCACGGAGUCUGCUUGAGUUUGGUGUGUUUUGGUCCGCUGCUGUUGUACAUCGGAGCUUCUGCACAUCGAGGAGCGUCACAUUUAUUCACAGAUGAGAUCCCCUUCAAAAUCAACUGGCCUGGGGAACAUUUCACCUUGCCUGACUCAGGAGUCCUUUAUGAAGAAGAUGACUUCCUUAUUAUGACCACGACAGAAAAGGAGAAAUACAAGUGUUUAUUGCCUUCAUUGUCUAAGGGAGAUGAGGAUGAGGAGAAGGAGUACACGGGGCCCAGCCCAGCUGCUCUCCUCGCACCGUUAUUCAAGCAGAGCAGCUGCUCAUACAGGAUUGAGUCUUACUGGUCGUAUGAGGUGUGCCAUGGUAAACACGUCAGGCAGUAUCAUGAGGAAAAAGAGACUGGUCAGAAAGUGAACAUACAGGAGUAUUACCUGGGAACCAUGACCAGCAAACACACUGAUUCUUCAGCAGAUUCAGAAGCUAGUAAAGCUGAAGAUGCUGCCACUGAAAGACUAGACACCUACACGGAGGUGCCCACUAAGAACAUAGAAGGCCAGCUGACCCCUUAUUACCCGGUGGAGAUGGGGAAUGGGACCCCGUGUGUGUUGAAACAGAAUAAGCCUCGUUCUACGUCUGUGCUGUACGUGUGUCACCCAGAGGCAAAACAUGAGAUCCUUUCCAUUGCUGAAGUGACAACCUGCGAGUAUGAGGUGGUGGUGCUCACACCACUGCUCUGUUCUCAUCCUAAAUAUAGGUUCAAAUCUUCGCCAGUGAAUGCCAUAUUUUGCCAGGCGCUGGCAGGCUCUCCACUCCGACCCCACAGCCUCUCUCAGCUGGACCAGCAGCAGGAAGAGCUACUUAGGCCACACUUCAGCCCUCCCACUGAGCGAGAGGAGGACACGUCACCUGUGCGGGAGGAAGCCUUUACCUCUACCCACAAACCUAUGGCAGUAGGUGGACACACCCAGGUGGCAGUAGGAACCACCCACAUAUCCCGCCUGACUGAUGAGCAGCUCAUUAAGGAGUUUCUAAGUGGAUCAUAUUGUCUACAUGGGGGUGUGGGAUGGUGGAAAUAUGAAUUCUGCUAUGGAAAACAUGUCCAUCAGUAUCAUGAGGUGAGAGGAAAGAGAAAUGACAAAGAACAAGGGAAGAAUAUUGUAGUGGUGGGCAGCUGGAAUCAUGCGGAGCAUUUGGAGUGGUCCAAGAAGAAUGUGGCACGGACCUACCAGCUUAAAGAAGAGGGAGCCCAGAAAGUGAAGGUGGUGUCCCACUUCUAUGGCCAUGGAGACGUGUGUGACCUCACAGGGAAGCCUAGACAGGUCAUUGUAAAGCUCAAGUGUAAGGAAUCUGAAUCUCCUCAUGCUGUUGUUGUGUAUCUCUUGGAACCCCAGACCUGCCAGUAUAUUCUGGGGGUCGAGUCUCCAGUGAUCUGUAAGGUCUUGGACACAGCUGAUGAGAAUGGCCUUCUCUCCCUCCCUAGCUAGAAAUGAAACCUACUAAUGAAAUGGGCAUAUUUUAGAAGAGGACGAAUAAUAUAGUUGGAGUGAAAUGUGCAUUUCUGAAGGAAAGCAGAGUGCCUGAACCCAAGAAUUCCUCAUUAUCCCUUUAAGAACGUUGAGAAUUUGCUCUGGGUGAUGUGUUUGUCCUGUGUUGCAGCAGGUGUGUUGGUAAAAUUCAGAAAAUUCUGGUAGUGUCACCUGUGGAACUGUUUAAUUACCUGAACUGCUGGAGAAUAUCUUUCAUUUUGUAUAUUUUUUUGGCACAUUUUUAACGUCUACUUAUGAUUUCCUUUUUUUAAUUUAAUGCAAUAAUUUCUGCAGGGGUUGUUUUAACUGUUUAUUUAUUUCUGUUACCUACGUUCUUGCUGUUGCAAGCGUUGAAUUAAAUUUUAUGUAAAGCAAUGAUGCAAGAAUGAAAAAAUUGUAUUCAUUGAAUAUUCAGAGAGCUAAAAUGUCAUGCUGUAGUCGAACAGUUACGUACUCAAGCCAUUUAAGCAUAAAGAGGACAAGGCAAAUGCAACAAGAA